Triticum aestivum (bread wheat) is the source of this 2703-nucleotide messenger RNA. Its product is annotated as phosphate transporter PHO1-2-like. Gene Ontology annotation, cellular component: membrane. Bases 1 to 2352 code for a protein of 783 amino acids. The transcript has 15 exons. The record is from RefSeq and is a predicted model, not a curated record. Gene Ontology annotation, biological process: cellular response to phosphate starvation. NCBI's taxonomy places the organism in Eukaryota, Viridiplantae, Streptophyta, Magnoliopsida, Poales, Poaceae.
AUGGUGAAGUUCUCGCGGGAGUACGAGGCCAGCGUCAUCCCGGAGUGGAAGGGGGCCUUCGUCGACUACAAGGGCCUCAAGAAGCUCAUCAAGAAGAUCAAGCUCGUACUGCGCGACGCCGGCGGCAGCAGCGCGGGAGACUCCUUGCCGGAGACUGCCGCCGGCGUCGAGAGCAUCGGCUAUGACGGUGACUUCUCCGUGCUCGACCCCGUCCGCGCCCUCACAGCCCGGCUCGCGCCCAGGGUGCAGGUCUCCGCGGAGGACGAGGAGAGCGGGGAUUCCGGGGAGCUCGUGCCACCCACGGACAAGCAUGAGCGGGAGUUCUUGGAGAAGGCGGACGAGGAGCUGGAGAAGGUGAACUCCUUCUACGCGACAAAGGAGGCGGAGCUGCUGGGCCGCGGCAAGGCGGUCAUCGACCAGCUGCGCAUCCUCGCCGACGUCAAACGCAUCCUGGCCGACCACGCCGCCACUCGCCGCGCCAGAGGCACCCUCCCGGAGGUGGCACCCCCCUCGCCGGCGCUCAGCGGCUCUGGCCGGUGCCUCCUCUCCGGCCCCGACACGCCACAGUCCAUGUCAGAUGGGAGCGUGGAGGAGGGCGCGGCGGUGGCGGACGAGGUGAUGGCGGCGCUGGAGCGCAACGGGGUCAGCUUCGUGGGGCUGCCCGGCAAAAAGGACGCCAAGAAGGAGGGCAGCGGCAGGGGCGGGAGGCUGCAGCUGCCGUCGACGGUGCGCAUCGACAUCCCGGCGAGCAACCCGGGGCGGGCGGCGCUCAAGGUGUGGGAGGAGCUGGUGAACGUGCUGCGCAAGGACGGCGCCGACCCCGCCGCCGCCUUCGUCCACCGGAAGAAGGUCCAGCACGCCGAUAAGAACAUCCGCGACGCCUUCAUGGCCCUCUACCGCGGCCUCGAGCUGCUCAAGAAGUUCAGUUCUCUGAAUAUAAAGGCCUUCACUAAGAUUCUCAAGAAAUUCGUCAAGGUGUCAGAGCAGCAGCGAGCAACGGACCUUUUCUCGCAGAAGGUGAAGACAUCGUCGUUCAGCACAUCCGACAAGGUGCUUCAGCUGUCGGACGAAGUGGAGUCACUCUUCCUGAAGCACUUCGCAGGCAACGACAGGAUGGUGGCCAUGAAGUACCUCAACCCGCAGCAGCGCAAGAGCACGCACAUGAUCACCUUCCUCGUAGGGUUGUUCACGGGCACAUUUGUGAGUCUGUUCAUCAUAUACACCAUCCUGGCACAUGCUUCUGGCAUUUUCGCCUCUGCCGGAGACACGGCCUACAAGGAACUAGUGUACCAUGUCUUCAGCAUGUUCGGGCUCAUCAGCCUGCACUGCUUCCUCUACGGAUGCAACCUGUUCAUGUGGAAGAGCACACGGAUCAACCAGAACUUCAUAUUCGACUUCAUGCCCAACACUGCCCUCACACACCGGGACGCCUUCCUCAUGUCCGCCUUCAUCAUGUGCACCGUUGUCACCGCGCUGGUCAUCAACCUCUUCCUCAUAGAUGCCGGUGUGUCCUACCCCAAUGCCGUGCCAGGGGCACUCAUAGUGUUGUCAGCUGGAGUUUUAUUCUGUCCGUUCAACGUGUUCUACCGGUCGACGCGCUACUGCUUCAUGCGCAUCAUGCGCAACAUCAUAUUCUCGCCAUUCUACAAGGUUCUGAUGGCCGAUUUCUUCAUGGCUGAUCAGUUAACUAGUCAGGUCCCAUUGUUAAGGCACAUGGAAUUUGCAGCGUGCUACUUCAUGGCAGGAAGCUUUAGGGCUAACCCAUAUGAGACUUGUACUAACAGCCAGCAGUACAAACAUCUGGCCUACGUGAUCUCUUUUCUCCCUUACUAUUGGAGAGCUAUGCAGUGUUUAAGAAGUUACCUGGAGGAACAUGACGUAGAUCAGCUCGCCCACGCCGGAAAGUACAUGUCGGCGAUGGUCGCGGCUGCUGUCAGGUUCAAAUACAAAGCAACACCGACGCCAUUCUGGGUGUGGAUGGUCCUCAUCUCGUCCACAGGCACCACCGCCUACCAGCUCUACUGGGACUUUGUCAAGGAUUGGGGCUUUUUCACUCCCAAAUCUAAAAACCUAUGGCUCCGGGAUGAUCUCAUCCUGAAGAACAAGUUCACCUACUACGUCUCCAUGAUGCUAAAUCUAGUGCUUCGGCUAUCAUGGACUAAAAGUGUGAUGAAGAUUCCUAUUAAUAAGAAUGAGACUCGCCUACUGGAUUUCUUCCGUGCCUCCUUGGAAAUAAUCCGACGAGGACAGUGGAAUUUCUACAGGAUGGAGAACGAACACUUGAACAAUGUUGGCAAGUUCAGAGCAGUGAAGACUGUCCCAUUGCCAUUUCAAGAACUCGAAAUGUAUUGAUGAUUAAGACGGAGAGAAGAGUGUAACAGCGUGCUCCCGAUACCAAAGGAUCGGCUUCGUCCCCAUCCUCCAAGUCACUCCAUGCAACCGCCAGUGGCAUGAUUACCAUCGCCGAGAUGAACUCUGGCGACCGCUCCCUCUGCGAAUAGUUCACUCUUGGUGGUCCAGGCACACUCGGCGCAGCUAGGGACGCCGAGCUUGGGGCCAAUGUCCGUGGCGUCCCAGACGCAAGAAGCGUGAGACAUUAAAGUCAGGAAAACAUUGCACACUUUAAUCAGUAGAUUGUUAGACACCAAUUAGUGCAAACCACUAAUAUGGGGAUCAAUUGAUAUACUUCAUCCGUCUAUUUUA